GAAGAAAAAUAAAAGAAAAACAUAUAUUUCAAUCGUUUUAGAUUAUGCUGCAGAAGCCCAUCGAAAGCUUCUCCCUUUCCAGCUCUCUGUGAAACCCUAACUUCCAUAGCCUCACCAAUUCCUUGCUUUCCCGAGGGUUUAUCUUUCAUAAUCUUAGUGUUCUCCUUUAAGUUGGCAAAAUGGCGUCAGUUUCUAGUCAGCCACAGUUCCGUUACACCCAACCACCAUCAAAGGUUCUUCACUUGAGGAAUUUACCUUGGGAAUGUACCGAGGAGGAACUGAUUGAACUGGGAAAGCCAUUUGGAAAAGUCGUGAAUACAAAGUGUAAUGUUGGAGCUAACAGAAAUCAAGCUUUUAUUGAGUUUGCAGACAUAAAUCAAGCUAUUGCAAUGAUAUCAUAUUAUGCAUCUUCCUCUGAGCCUGCUCAAGUGAGAGGAAAAACUGUUUAUCUGCAGUAUUCUAACCGUCAAGAAAUUGUGAACAAUAAAACUACAGCUGAUGUUCCUGGAAAUGUGCUUUUGGUAACAAUUGAAGGCACUGAUGCACGCCUUGUCAGCAUUGAUGUUUUGCACUUGGUCUUUUCUGCCUUUGGGUUUGUGCAUAAGAUUACUACCUUUGAGAAAACAGCUGGAUUUCAGGCGUUGGUGCAAUUUUCGGAUGCUGAGACUGCCUCAUCUGCUAAGAAUGCCUUGGAUGGGAGAAGCAUCCCUAGGUAUCUGCUUCCUGAUCACGUUGGACCAUCCCUUAGAAUUACUUACUCUGCCCAUACUGAUCUGACUGUGAAAUUUCAGAGCCACCGAAGCAGGGACUACACUAAUCCUUAUCUUCCUGUUGCUCCGUCAGCCAUAGAUGGAAGUGGUCAGUUCACCGUGGGUUUGGAUGGAAAGAAACUUGAACCAGAGAGUAAUGUUCUUCUUGCCUCCAUUGAGAAUAUGCAGUAUGCAGUCACCUUGGAGGUUUUGCACAUGGUUUUUUCUGCAUUUGGACCUGUCCAAAAGAUUGCCAUGUUUGAUAAGAAUGGGGGAGUCCAGGCCUUGAUUCAAUAUCCAGAUGUUCAGACUGCGGUAGUUGCCAAGGAAGCCCUGGAGGGACAUUGUAUUUAUGAUGGAGGGUUUUGCAAGCUUCACAUCUCAUAUUCACGCCAUACUGAUUUGAGUAUCAAGGUGAAUAAUGACCGAAGUCGAGACUAUACAAUUCCCAAUAAUCCUCCUAUGGUGAAUUCUCAACCGCCUGUUGUGGGGCAGCAACCACAUCAAAUGAUGGGUCCUUCCACCCAUCAAUACAACGGAAAUCAGUAUGGUCCUUCCGCAGAGCAGCAGCCUCAGCAAUCUUCAGGUUGGGGUUCGGGCGGUCCUGCUGUGCCGUACUCCAUGCCCAUGCACAAUCCUGGUUACAUGCCAUCAGGGACAAUGCCACCACAGCAUGGUAUGAUGCCAAGCCCCAGUGGUUUACACCAGACACCACCACCACCCUAUCGCCCCGAUCAUAGGCAAUAGCAUGUAUUGUCUUCUUCUGUUUCAUAGUUGAACGUCCAUUCAAGAAAACCAACUAAGUCUUCUUAAAAUACUAGAGCUUGCAUUUUGGCAGAGGAAAAAUGUGCAUUAAAUUCAACAGCGUGAACUCUUUCACUGUUCAGAGAACAAAUUAGGUCAGUCCUUGUUCAUUUCCCUUUUAUUUUAAGGGAUGUGAAUGAAUGUAUGAUCCCGAGUGCAAAAAACCGAGCACCUUUCUUUGAUGCCAAGUGACUUACUAAACUCGGUUAUCAUUGAUGAUCACUGUUUUAUUAGUCUUCCUCUUCCUUUUGCUCAAUUCUCAUCAUUUCUAAAACUUACUCAACGUUUAUGCAAUGUACUUGUUUCAAUUGUGGCUGUGUUUAACAAAGACUGAGUUUAAGAGGAAAAUCUUAUACAUUA
Molecule: messenger RNA, 1913 nt
Organism: Benincasa hispida (wax gourd)
Lineage: Eukaryota; Viridiplantae; Streptophyta; Magnoliopsida; Cucurbitales; Cucurbitaceae
Product: polypyrimidine tract-binding protein homolog 2
Molecular function (GO): RNA binding
Source: RefSeq, a predicted model, not a curated record